Olea europaea var. sylvestris is the source of this 5498-nucleotide messenger RNA. Its product is annotated as formin-like protein 18. The record is from RefSeq and is a predicted model, not a curated record. NCBI's taxonomy places the organism in Eukaryota, Viridiplantae, Streptophyta, Magnoliopsida, Lamiales, Oleaceae. The transcript has 17 exons. The coding region runs from base 443 to 5176 and encodes 1577 amino acids.
CAGAUAUCUGAUCCUAGGUUGUCUUCAUUUUCCUUAGAUACUGCAGAAAAAAAAAAAGAAAAAAAAAAAAGAAAGAGAAAUCUUAAAUCUCAACAUUAUUUGGAAAAUUCUCUUUCUUGGUUCCUCCCAUUGAAAGCCAAGUUUAUCUGACAAACGCACACAACCAGUGUGAAUGUGAAGAAAUGUUCCACAUGGAAAAGAAAUAAGUGUUCCUUAGAGCCUCAGCAAAAUCUAUUAUCUUCUUCCACUUUCUUGAAUACAAAAGAUAAGGUCUUGUGUAAUGCACUGCAUAACUGUGUUUUAUGUGUAUGCUUUGUCCGGAUUUUAAGACCCGGGCUUUUGAGAUUAAAUGUGUUUGAGCUGAUUGGAUGCAUAGUGGGUGGUAUUUUUAGCAUUAUAAAGGGUUUCGCAUUGCUGAUUAUGUUUGGAUCUUGUUGAAAAAAUGGCCCUUUUUCGUAAAAUUUUCUACCGUAAGCCGCCUGAUGGGCUUUUGGAGAUCUCAGACAGAGUUUUUGUGUUUGAUUGCUGCUUUACCACUGAUAUUUUGGAGGAUGAUGACUAUAAAUUGUAUAUUGGAGGCAUAGUGGGUCAACUCCAUGAAUGCUUCCCUGAUGCUUCAUACAUGGUGUUUAACUUCGGAAAGGGGGGUGAACAACAAAGCCAGAUUUCCGAUAUACUAUCUCAGUUUGACAUGAUUGUGAUGGACUAUCCUCGUCAGUAUGAAAAUUGCCCAUUACUCCCCAUGGAAAUGAUCCACCACUUUUUGAGAUCGAGCGAAAAUUGGCUUUCACUUGGGAAAAUGAACGUCCUCUUGAUGCAUUGUGACAAUGGUGGGUUGCCAAUUCUGGUUUUCAUGCUGGCUGCCCUCUUGAUUUAUCGGAAGCAAUACACCGGGGAAAAGAGAACUUUAGACAUGAUAUACAAGCAAGCACCAUUUCAACUUUUGCAGAUGUUGUCACCUCUAAAUCCAUUGCCUUCACAACUGAGGUAUUUGCAAUAUGUCUCCAGAAGGAAUGUGGGCUCACAAUGGCCUCCGCUGGAUAGGGCGUUGACAUUGGAUUGCAUUAUCCUUAGACUCAUUCCUAAUAUGGAUGGAGAGGGGGGUUGCCGUCCGAUAUUUAGGAUAUACGGACAGGAUCCUUUUAUGGCUGCUGAUCGGACUACCAAGGUUCUUUUCUCUAUGCCUAAAAAGAGCAGAGUUGUGCGGCAUUUCAAGCAGGCAGACUGUGAACUUGUUAAAAUUGAUAUCAAUUGCCAUGUACAAGGUGAUGUUGUGCUUGAGUGUAUUACAUUGGAUGGUGAUCUAGAUCAUGAAGAAAUGAUGUUUCGGGUAAUGUUCAACACGGCAUUUAUCCGAUCAAAUAUAUUGAUGCUUAACCGUGAUGAAAUUGAUGUCCUAUGGGACAUCAAGGAUCAAUUUCCAAAGGACUUCACCGCAGAGGUUCUUUUCUCAGAUAUGGAUUCCUCUCCUUCAUUGGCCGGGCUUGAUUUAACCAGUGUUGAAGACAAGGAAGGUCUCCCUAUUGAAGCAUUUGCAAAAAUUCAAGAGAUUUUUAACAGUGUGGAUUGGCUGGAACCAAAAACAGAAGCUGCACUAAAUAUACUUGAAACCGAAAUUCUCCAAGAAAAACUGGAGAUUGUUCCUCUUCCCAUUGCUAGAAUGGAAACUUUGGAGAACGGAUUCACACAAAGUGAGAAAAAUGAAUUACUGGAGAGUGCACUUCUCCGGGCGGCCAUAGAAAAAAAGCUGAAGUGUGGUUUUCUUCAAAGAAUUAAUGAUGGGAAAUUGGAGAUUGCCUCUUUCCAGAGUGUGCAAAAGGAAAUUAUUAGUGUUUCUUCUAAUGGUGUUAAAUAUGUCGGGUUGCAGGAAAUGAGUCAUGCUAUAGAUGAAGAGACUAAAAAGUCGAAAGAAUUUGAGAAUGACAUUAAAAGUUCUGUGCAUGCAACGCCAAGUGAAACACCUUUGGCAUCUUCUAAAUCAUCUCUGGAUUUGAACUUGAUUACAAAGAAGGUUGAGUCCCAAGAAGUACAGGUUUCUGUUCAAAGACGCCGUGAGUCCAACAUCAUUUCUCCACGAAAUUCUCAAAAUUCACAAUCUAAUCCAGCUACAUAUUCUAGUUCCUUGCAAGGUUCACCUGUAGCACUUUCCAGAUUUCACAGUGCACCCUCAAUACUUGGGAUUACAGAACUACUGCACGAUCAGGUCACCCAGUCAGUUACUCCACAGGUUUCUAUUUCAGCAUCUAUUCCAAGUCUGUUGAAGCCAGCGCAACUCAAUAGUUCCUCGCUUCCUUCAGGGCAGCUUUCUUUUAAUUCUGAAAUGGUAACAAAAGCUUCCCCUCCUCUACCACCAACACUAACUCAACUGAUGCUGUCAACACAAUCAACACCAGGACUGCUGCAGCCACCAACACCAUCUCAACCAAAUCUAAAGUCACCAACACUACAGCUACAAUCUGCUUGUCACUUAUCUUCUUCACAACCGUUUCAAACUCUCUCUAGCCAAGUGCCUCCACCGUCAUCAUUGCAGCCAUCACCACCAGUGCCACCAGCACCAUGGUCAUUCCUGCAAUCAACACCGCCACCACCACUGCCACCACCACCAAAGUCUUCUUGUCACUUAUCUCCUUCAGAUCCAUCUACUACAUUUACUGGAGACACUAAAAUAUCAGGGCAGACUGAACAGAAGUUGCAUCUUGAUCUUCAUCUGCCACCUCUAUUUUGUGCCUCUAUCUCAUCUCCAUCUUCCAACUUAAAUCCUGUUUCUAUACCCCUUCCUCCUCCUAUGCCUCCUUUCUCGGCAACAGCUUUGCCUCCCUCUCUUAGGAACCUGCUUCCAGCUCCUUCCCUUCCCUCCCCUGCUCCACAUCCUGUCUCGGGAAAAGUUGGUUCUCCCUUUUGUAAAAACAAGCCAUCAUCUCCUUCCCCUCCUCUACCUCCCUCUCUUCAGAACACACCUCCUCCUCCACCCCCUUCCUUCCCAGCAGCAGCUACUCGCUCUCUUCAGAACACGUCAUCAGCUCCUUCCCUUCCUUCUCCGUUCUCAGUAACAGCUGCAUCUCCCUCUAUUCAGAAGCCAUCAUCACCUCCUCCUUCUCCUCCCUUCUUAGGAACAGCUGAAUGCCCCUUGCCUAGGAAAAAGUCAACAGCUCCUUUGCCUCCUCCCCCUCCUCCACUUCGUUUCUUAGGGACAGAUGGAUCUCUCUUUCAAAGGAAACCAUCAUCAGGUCCUAUUCCUCCCCUCUCUUUUCUCUCCCAAACAAAUAUACCUUCCACUCUUAGGAACACGUCAUUAGCUCCCCCCCAUCCACCACCACCAUCUCCACCUUCGUCUUCAUCAAGUGGAUCGACUGUACAGAACUCAUCCGCUUGUUUCCUUCCUGCACCACAUCCAUUAUCUAGGACGACUUCUUCAACCACCUCUCAAGAUUCGUUCCUGCUCCGAGCAGAAGAUUCUGCAUUACCUGCCACUCCACCUCCACUUUCUCCACCUCCAUGUUCAAGACCAACCAUAGAUUCCACCAUUAGAUUGUCAGCAGCAUCACCAGCACUUCCUCAACAUCCAUGUUCAGGAUCAACCACAGUUUCCACCAUUAGAUCUUCUGCAGCACCACCAGCACCUCCUCCACCUCCAUGUUCAAGACCAACCACAGUUUCCACCAUUAGAUCUUCAGCAGCACCACCAGCACUUUCUCCUCCUAGUUCCAUUCAGGAGGAAGCCAUCGUGGGGAAUUCUCAAAAUGUUCCGCCUGUUCCACCUCCACCAGCUCCACUUUCCAAUGGCUUAUCAAUUGCUGGCAGUGCUUCUUCACAGUCUAAUUCUGCUGCCAAUAACAAAAGCAUACCUGCACCUCCAUUUUGUACAAAGGGAAGGUUACCAAUGCGCGCGAGUACAAAAAUUCAAGGUCAAGGAAGAAAGACAUCCCUCAAACCAUAUCACUGGUUGAAGUUAACGAGGGCUAUCCAGGGGAGCCUAUGGGCUGAUGCACAAAAACCAGAGGAGGCUUCAAAAGCUCCUGAGUUGGAUAUGUCUGAGCUUGAGAGUCUUUUCUCAGCCAGUGCUCCAAAUUCAAAUCAUGGAGGUGCCAGCGGAAAAACAAAUCGGCUUACUUCCGGACUCAAAUCUGAUAAAGUGCAUCUGAUUGAACUAAGAAGGGCAUACAAUUGUGAAAUCAUGCUGACAAAAGUUAAGGUUCCUAUGUCAGAUUUGACGAAUUCGAUCCUUAUUAUGGAUGACUCAGCACUGGACAUCGAUCAGGUUGAUAAUCUUAUAAAAUUUAGUCCAACCAAAGAAGAAAUGGAACUUCUCAAGAACUACAAUGGGGACAAGGAGAACCUUGGAAAAUGUGAACAGUUUUUCUUGGAGUUAAUGAAAGUUCCAAGGGUAGAGUCCAAGCUAAGAGUUUUCUCAUUUAAAAUUCAAUUUUGUUCCCAGGUUUCUGAAUUGAGAAAUAGUUUAAAUAUCGUGAAUUCUGCAUCUGAAGAGGUCAGGAAUUCGAUCAAGCUGAAAAGAAUCAUGCAAACGAUUCUUUCACUGGGUAAUGCUUUGAAUCAUGGAACGGCAAGGGGUUCUGCUGUUGGAUUUCGCCUGGAUAGUCUUCUAAAACUUACUGAAACACGAGCACGUAACAAGAAGCUGACGCUUAUGCACUAUCUGUGCAAGGUGCUUGCUGAAAAACUGCCUGAAGUCUUGGAUUUUCAGAGAGACCUUGUAAAUUUGGAGGCUGCAACAAAGAUUCAGUUGAAGUAUUUGGCGGAGGAAAUGCAAGCCUUUAGCAAAGGACUGGAAAAAGUUAUGCAGGAACUGGCUGCCUCUCAAAAUGAUGGUCCUAUCUCAGAAAACUUCUGCAAGAUGCUAAAAGACUUUCUUGGUUAUGCUGAAAGCGAAGUGAGAUCUCUGGCUUCACUAUAUUCUGGAGUGGGGAGGAAUGCAGAUGCACUGGCUCUUUAUUUUGGGGAAGAUCCAGCUCGUUGUCCAUUUGAGCAAGUUGUAUCAACUUUGCUGAAUUUCGUGAGGAUGUUUCUACGGGCUCACGAGGAAAACUGCAAGCAAGUCGAACUUGAAAAGAAAAAAGCCCUCAAAGAAUCAGAGUAUGAGAAGGCUAAAUUGAGUUCUUCGUCCACAAAAGAGAUUCAGAACAAGAAUACUGAGACAAGCGCGAUUCAAACAAAGUAGUGAAAUGAAAAGUUCUUUAUCCAAACUUGAUUCAAUCAGACCGAUAGCCAUUACCUUAUGUCCAAUCCUUCCCGAGAUGUCAUUCAGAACACGUUAGCAGGAUUUGUUCACCAGAAUGAUUAACGUUGUUUUAUUUGGCUUCACGAAAACAUUGACUUUCAAGAAAUGUCAACGUGAUAGGAUUUAAAUGUUCUACUCAAAAUUACAGAAACGGGGCAACAAUUUCCCAAAUAGUAUGCUGUCAUAACCUUCUGAUUCUUAUGUUGUACAGAACUGCGAUUAUAAAUUAAUAAAUGACAAAAUGUACUAUGAUUUACCUGUU